UGACUGAGGCAUGAUGGGAGGUGUAGUCUCUUAGAGGAAGUGACUGAGGCAUGAUGGGAGGUGUAGUCUCAUAGAGGAGGUGACUGAGGCAUGAUGGGAGGUGUAGUCUCUUAGAGGAGGUGACUGAGGCAUGAUGGGAGGUGUAGUCUCUUAGAGGAAGUGACUGAGGCAUGAUGGGAGGUGUAGUCCCUUAGAAGAGGAAGUGGAUGUCUGGUAAGAAUCAUGAAGCCAGGAAGGAGAAGUCUCCCUCUUGUACAGGAAAAGGCUCCGCUGGAAGCUUUCCUCUGGAUGGUUGGGGUGUGACGGAGGUCUGUAUAGGAGGACCCGUGCCCUAGUUGCUUUUGGCCGCGCUCUCUCCAUCUUUGGGAAGCCAGGUUGGAUAAAUGAAUUCAAUUUCCCCAACGGCGGCUCAGUAUGGCAGUCCUGGAAGUAGACGUAAGACAGAGGUGCUCAGGAACCUGAGUGGUCACCAAGAACAGGCCAAGAUGGGCUACCAAGGAUCACCCCGAGAUGGAGAGACGGAUGAGGUGGACAAGUUAAAAAGCAAGCUGAUGAUGGCAUGGAACAAUGUUAAAUACGGGUGGACUGUGAAAAUGAAGACAACUUUCAGUAGAUCAUCUCCUCUGUACCUGCUGGGCAAACACUACAACUUCAGAAUGGAAGAUGACAUCGAGAAUUUCCAGAGGGAUUUUGUGUCCCGGAUUUGGCUGACGUACAGACGAGAUUUCCCUGCACUGGAGGGGACACAACUGACCACAGAUUGUGGUUGGGGCUGUAUGAUCAGGAGCGCCCAGAUGUUGCUGGCUCAGGCUCUCCUGGUGCAUCUUCUAAACAGAGAUUGGUACUGGCCAGAAGCCUUAAACGUGCACUUUGUAGACAUGGAUCCCAUUCGAUCGUCCUCUCCGUCCAACAUGAGUCUGUUCUCUACGGCAUCAUCGGCCUCCUGUCAGCCGAGUCAUAUACACUCCCCCUGGGAAUCCCUUCCACAUAGACGUCUUUUACAGCACCCUCACCAGGAGCAGAUCCACAAGGACAUCCUGCAAUGGCUGUCGGACUACCCUGAUGCCCCCUUUGGUCUGCACCACAUGGUGAAAUUGGGGGAGAGCUUCGGGAAGAAGGCUGGUGAUUGGUAUGGUCCCAGCAUUGUGGCUCACAUUUUAAGGAAAGCACUGGAGAACACGUCACACGUCCCUGAACUAUCUGUGUAUGUUUCCCAGGAUUGUACAGUGUACAAGAUGGAUGUGGAGCGGCUGAUGGAUCCUGGGGAUUCCCUCUCCGAGAAGAACCAUGGAGGGAGGGCGGUUAUCAUCCUUGUACCCGUUCGUCUUGGCGGAGAGCAUUUUAACCCAGUAUAUAAGCAGUGCAUUAAGGAGUUCCUGCAGAUGCCGUCCUGCCUGGGCAUUAUUGGUGGAAAACCAAAACAUUCGCUGUAUUUCAUUGGCUACCAAGAUAACCAUUUAUUGUACCUGGAUCCACAUUACUGCCAGAACUACAUCGAUUCCGGCAAAAAGGACUUCCCCUUAGAAAGUUUCCACUGCAACUCGCCUCGGAAAAUGUCCAUCUUGAAAAUGGAUCCCAGCUGCACAUUCGCUUUCUACGCUAGGAAUCGAGCGGACUUCGGAGCUCUGUGUGACCAUCUCUUAAAGGUAUUAAGUUCUCCAUCAGCAGAAGAGAAGUACCCCGUGUUUAGUAUCUCUGAUGGCCAGGCUCAGGAAUUUCAUGCCCCCGAGGGACUGGCACUCUCCUCUUUUGCCUUUGCUCGCCAGAAAAGGAGUGCAAUGACUAAGAGGCCAAGCUCAGAUGAGUUUGAGUUCCUAUAGACCACAAAGAAAGGUGCCUUCUCCGCUUACACAGUGCAACACUGGAAACAGAUCCAACCAAUGGUGUGAAGACCAGAGGGCAGCAAUUAAAGAGGAACAAUCCAUUUUAUGUGCGUCUGUCCGAAAAAAAUUGCUGUAACAUGGAUCUCUCAUCUCGUCAUUCAGUCACUUUCUGUUCUGAUACACUGGUACGCUAUGCUGUUACAUGGAGGGCUCUACUCUGUUCUACAACCACUCCUUAGAAGUCCGAAAUUCAAGAAUCAUCCUUUACUACAACCCUCAGCUCCUUAGGUGGCCAGAAACUCCAGAGCUAUCCUAUUCUACAACCCUUGGCUCUUCAGGUGGCCCAGAGCUCAAGGGUUAUCCUUUUUUCUACAACCCACAGCUUUGAAGGUAGCCUGAAGCUCAAGUGUUACUCUGUUUCACAAUCAUCAGCUCCUCAGGUGUCCAAGAGCUCAAGGAUUACCAUGUUCUCCAACCUUCAAGUCCUUAGGUGGAUCAGAGCUUGAGGGUUAUCCUUUUCUACAACUCUCAGCUCCUUAGGUGGCCCAAAGCUUAAGGAUUACCUUGAGCGACAACCUUUAGGAGGCCCAAAAUGUAAAGAGGAAAUUGAUCUACAACCCUUAGGUUCUUAGGUGGCCCAAAACCUAAGGAUUACCUCGGUCGACAACCCUUAGGUGGCCCAAAAUGUAAGGAUUACCUUGAUCUACAACCCUUGGGUUCUUAGGUGGCCCAAAACCUAAGGUUUACCUCGGUCGACAACCCUUAGGUGGCCCAAAAUGUAAGGAUUACCUUGAUCUACAACCCUUAGGUUCUUAGGUGGCCCAAAACCUAAGGAUUACCUCGGUCGACAACCCGUAGGUUCUUAGGUGAUCCAAAACUUAAGGAUUAUUUUGAUCUACAACCCUUAGGUGGCCCAAAAUGUUAGGAUUACCCUGAUCCACAACCCUCCGUUUCUUAAGUGGCUCAGAGCUUAAGGGUCAGGAUCUCAGCCUGCAACGACUCCAAAACUGCUUUUCAUACCAGGGUUUUUUUUGGGUAUUGAUAGACCUUUUGCCUGCUCUGAUGGGACCCCAUGUGUCUCAGAGUCUAGCUUGUCCCUUAAGCUAUUAUGGACCUGGCCAUCUGUUUUGUUUGUGGAAUUCCUAUUGCUGUUUUGAAGAAGAACUACAUCUCAUCUUGAGAACUUUUCUUUUUCAUGAAACGCCCCUUUUUUUGCAGCUGAAGGCUGUAUACAUACAGAGAAUCUCCAUGCUGCUUUUCCCGCCAAAAGGUGCAACGACAACACAAGUGCAUACUGUACACUGACAUUCAGGCCUCCGUGCAGAUAAAUUGAUCUUGGCAGCUAUAAGUUAUGUAUUUUAAUGGGUUCCCCCACCCCCUCUUCCCUUUCUUUCGUUUUUAAUUGGGUGUGUGUUGGGUACAGCUGCUGAGGAUACCCCCCCCUCACAGUUUUUAAGGUAAAAACUAAAAAAAAAAAGAAAAUAAAAAAAAUAGCAACUUUUACUACCGUAGUACAGAACGCAAAAGCCAUGCUGUAUUACUUUCCUUACAUGUGUUUUUAUAUUUUUUAAUGUUGAAUUCUAUUCAAACUUGUUUCUUAAGCUGACCAUACACUGGUAGAUUUUCUUUUAGUUCAGCCUGACAUCCUUCGUAUGAUGUCAAGUAGGAGGGGGCCAACAGAGCCACCCACAAAGAGAAUUUUGUCUGGUUAAUCAGGAAGCCGCCCAAAUUUGCUCAAUGUAUGUCCAGUAUUAAACAAAAAAAAUUUAAGGGACAAGAGGUAACAAGCCUAGGGACUUUUGAGGUGUUGGAUAUAGGGAUAGAA
Rana temporaria (common frog) is the source of this 3648-nucleotide messenger RNA. RefSeq names its product autophagy related 4D cysteine peptidase (gene ATG4D). The transcript has 11 exons. Gene Ontology annotation, molecular function: protein-phosphatidylethanolamide deconjugating activity. Bases 384 to 1820 code for a protein of 478 amino acids. The record is from RefSeq and is a predicted model, not a curated record. NCBI's taxonomy places the organism in Eukaryota, Metazoa, Chordata, Amphibia, Anura, Ranidae.